Messenger RNA from Ostreococcus tauri, 2376 nucleotides. RefSeq names its product Helix-turn-helix, base-excision DNA repair,C-terminal. Lineage: Eukaryota; Viridiplantae; Chlorophyta; Mamiellophyceae; Mamiellales; Bathycoccaceae. The transcript has a single exon. The coding region runs from base 1 to 2376 and encodes 791 amino acids. The record is from RefSeq and is a predicted model, not a curated record.
AUGCCCCCGAGCGCACUCGCGAGCGUCUCCGCGUCGGCGCAUCGAAGCGUGCGAGAGAGACGCACGAAUGGCGCAGAAAAGAGACGCCAACGGCCGACGCGUCGCACCGCGGCGUCGCGUCGAGUGAUUUCCAAAAUUGUGAAAAUGACAAGAAACGAAAUGCAUUCAACGCUCGAGCGACGAUGCUCGACGAUCGGGGCGAUUGCGGACGACGCGGUGAUGCAAACACCCGCGUUUGAUGACUCCGCGGCGUCCUCGACGGGCGCGUUCACGGAAAACGACGCAUUGGAGAGGAUAGUGCUAGACUUUUCAGCGCGCGACUUUUCUGAAAAGAUGGAAGCGGUAGGGGAAUACUUCUCUCGAUCGCCGACAGAGCUCGCGGGGCGGACGGCGGAGGUUUUGGGAGUCAUCGGUAAGGUGUACGCGCUGUGGCAGUUCGAGGAGCGCAUGGGGACGCCGUUGGAACAGAGGAAGCGAGGGAAGGCACUUCGGGACGGCAUCGCGCGACUGGGACCAGUGUUCAUCAAGAUGGCUCAGACGCUGAGUACGCGGCCGGACAUCAUCGGCGAGGAAGCGGCAGAUAAUUUGAUGGUAUUGCAGGACAAGGUUGGGCCGUUCUCGAGCGAAGAGGCGGAUGAGAUAAUCAAGCGAGAGUUAGGGUGGAGCGGCGCCGUGCGAGAGAAGGACGCAAGCAAGCCUGGACCGGCGUACAGUUUGUACAAGGAGCUAAGCGACGAACCCGUCGCCGCGGCAAGCAUCGGGCAGGUGUACAAGGGGGUCAUGCACGACGGCACGCAGGUGGCGGUGAAGGUGCAGAGGCCCGGGGUGUUGCGACGCAUUGCUUUGGAUUUGCACAUCAUUCGACUCGGAUUUGGGUGGAUCGAGGAGUCUGGAUUGAACGGUUCGGAGGAUUUGGACAAAAUUGUCGACGAAGUCGGCGCCGGCGUGUUCCAAGAGCUUGAUUACACCAUCGAAGCUCGUAACGCGGAUGAUUUCAGGCGUUCGUUGCGAUUUUUGAACUACGUCUUCGUCCCACGCCAUUUCUCAGACAUGACGACCAAAAAGAUCCUUACGCAGCAAUGGAUAAGCGGAAGACCGAUGAAGGACCUGAGCUUGGAAGAGCAGAAACUCAUGGUACAGAUGGGGGUGGAGUGCUCGUCCGCACAGAUGUUCAGAACUGGACUCGUGCAUGCAGAUCCACACGAGGGAAACAUGAUGUUCACCGACGACGGGAAGCUCGCGCUGUUGGAUUUCGGCCUCAUCUGCCGCGUCGACGACGAUCAGCAGGAGGCGAUGGCUAAUUGUAUACUAAACAUCUUGAACAGCCAGUGGGGUGAGUUGAUCGACAACUUGCGGAUCAUGGAAAUGCUUCCCGAGGAACCUCAGAUGUGGAUCGACGCGGAUGGCAAUCCGGCAGAUUACACGCAGGGGGGGGCAGGAACGUGGAAAGUCAUCUCCGACGACGAUUUCCGUCGCGCGUUUAAGUUGUGCAUGGAUGGUGAGGAUGGCAAUGCGAAGGUUAGAUCGAACUUCACGGAGCUCGUGAUCGACCUCACAAAGAUUUCGACAGCGUACCGCUUCAACUUGCCGCCGUACAUGGUCUUCGUCAUCCGGUCGCUCACGACACUCGAUUUCGCCGCCGCGCGGACAAACUGCAACAUGUACGAAGUUGCCGCGCCGACCGCCAUCUUCCGUGCCCUCUCUCCGCGAACGGACCGCGGGAGGAAGGCCUUGGAGCAAAUGCUGCUCGAUAAGGAUGGCGACGUCAACUGGAACAAACUCCUGGCGCUGAGCGCGCAGGCGAACACGGCGAGCGAACAGGGCGGGGAGAAUUCGACUGUGUCCGAUGCCGAUGUUGCGCACGCAAAGGAGGCGAUCGACCGCCUUAUGAAUGACCUCAUGGACUCCUCGGCUGGGAGCACGCUGCGUCGCCUGGCAAAAAAGGCUCGCCCAGAAGGGCUCAUGCCUCCGCCCAGCAUUCGCGACGAGAUGGUGAAGAUGCAGCGCGCGGCGUUCGAGCGUCAUAUGUCGACAUUUUCGUUCCGUGCCUUCUUCGCCGCGUCUUUCGCCUUUGCGCGAAAUGUUCUUCGCGGCGACAAGGGCCAGGAGAACGAGCAAUGUGAAGUCUUCUCUGACGACUCCGAACGCAUGGCCUGCAACGAGCGCGUGAACCGACGACGACGGCGCAUCGGUGUUUUGCUCUUGAGAUCUAAGCUGGCCACACCGCAGGGGUUCUUCGGUUUUUGUUCCAUCCUCUGCCUCCUCGCCUGGGCCUCCGUCACUGGCGCCUUACUCGGUUUGCGAGCCAAGCUCUUGCGCACGGUCACCUUCAUCAAACCCCGCGCCUCGAGUGUCCCCCCGCCCGCGAUCGCGUGA